Molecule: messenger RNA, 486 nt
Organism: Penaeus indicus
Lineage: Eukaryota; Metazoa; Arthropoda; Malacostraca; Decapoda; Penaeidae
Exons: 1
Coding region: 1-486 (161 amino acids)
Source: RefSeq, a predicted model, not a curated record
AUGACAAAGGAAAAUGCAAUCAAUCAAACUUCCGCUUCGAAUUAUCAUGAGAAAGUCGGCGAAACACGAAAACAAACAGACUCAGAACACUUGUCUUCUACACGAAAAGAAAGCUGUUUGUGUGAUCUUGGUUUCAAAAGAACAGCUGAUUCCUCUGGGUUUCACUACGGUUCGUGGGACACAUCCUUGCCCAUCACUCGAAGAGGAGGCUUCUUCCAGGACUCCUUCUUCUCCGGUACACAUCGCGACUUCGAUGCCUCCAUCAGGAAGGUCCUCAAUGGCUGGAAUGACGCCGAACACCAGCUGGCGGACUUCUGGGACGAUGACGACUUCCACCGCAGCGACAGACUGGGCCGCUACAGGCAGCUUCGAUCGCGGAACCUGUGGAGUGACAACCAGGCCGUUACAGUUAUUUUAGAUAACAUUAGUUAUAAGGUAAGUUGCUUGAAGACUGCACACCCUUAUUCAAUUCAUCUACAUGUGUAA